Aspergillus aculeatinus CBS 121060 is the source of this 723-nucleotide messenger RNA. RefSeq lists its product as uncharacterized. The record is from RefSeq and is a predicted model, not a curated record. The transcript has a single exon. Lineage: Eukaryota; Fungi; Ascomycota; Eurotiomycetes; Eurotiales; Aspergillaceae. The coding region runs from base 22 to 507 and encodes 161 amino acids.
CGGCAGUUCACAGUUUCAAAAAUGACGCCCCUCAGUCCACCCCCCGUACCAUUGGACAUCCAAUAUGCCCACGCCUCGGACCUGGCUGCCCUCGUGCGCGUGGAGAUCCGCUCGUUCCCGGCGUCCAAUUACAUGCGCAGCACAUACAAGGGAUGCGAUCCGGGGGCCGUCCACACCUUCAAAACCGUCUCCGCCCUCGAGUACUUCGCCAACCCCGAGUGCCAUAUCCUGGCGGGCGUCCUGGGGAGGAGUGGUGACAUCAUCGCCUACGGCCGCUGGCAUAUCCCGGCGAUUUACGGGUGCGAGAGAGCCGUGAACACCGGUCUGAGCAGCGACGCGCAAGCGCAGAUGCGGGAUGCGUGGGCGUACGCCCCGGAGCUGGUGAACAGGGGUACCUACUCGUUCUAUGAGGAGAUGAUCACGCGGAGUAGGGGCGCUCAUCUCAGGGAGACUGAUUUUGGUUCGUUGAUCCCUUACAUUUUGGCUACUCUGUUGAAAAAAGGUUAAGGGAGUUGAUGUCAACUCAUUCUGCUACGCUGGGUGAGGAUUGGGCAAUAUUGACGACUAGAGAUACGGUUAGUCCUGGAGCUGCUGUGCGUCCUACCGGAGUACCAAAGGAUGGGAAUCGGGAGUGCGUUCCUCGAAUGGGGCAUCGAGAAAGCGGACGCCUGUAACGCCCGGAUCUAUCUGGAGGCGACGAUGGAAGGGGUGCCGACGUAUUUG